This is a messenger RNA of Funneliformis geosporum, 229 nucleotides long. NCBI's taxonomy places the organism in Eukaryota, Fungi, Glomeromycota, Glomeromycetes, Glomerales, Glomeraceae. The record is from the annotation of a GenBank genome assembly.
AUGUCGUCUUCAAGUCAAAAUACCUUACCGUUACAAGAAAAUAUAGAGUGUGAAGUAACGGGCAACGAGAUAAAUCGCGCUCGACUUGUCGCGCUUGCUGUCAGGGAAGCUAUUUCUGUAGCUAGCCAGCAAGACUGGAAUGCUGCUUGUCGAAUGAUUUUGCAACAUAAAUUACUCACUUGGUCUGAAAAGAAUACAAUUGUUGCCUUAUUACAAACAAAACCUUCAU